Messenger RNA from Branchiostoma floridae (Florida lancelet), 1532 nucleotides. RefSeq names its product tetraspanin-8-like. Gene Ontology annotation, cellular component: membrane. The transcript has 7 exons. Bases 132 to 857 code for a protein of 241 amino acids. The record is from RefSeq and is a predicted model, not a curated record. NCBI's taxonomy places the organism in Eukaryota, Metazoa, Chordata, Leptocardii, Amphioxiformes, Branchiostomatidae.
UUGUUCCUCUGACCCAACAGGAAAGGUUUCAGUCAGUGACGACCAGAGCUGAGGAGCAACAAGACGUCCAACUGUUACUCUCCCGCCUUUCUUACCCCAGUUCUUCAAGUUCGAGCCAAGAAAUCUUCAACAUGGCGGAAGGCUGCUGUGCGUCGAUCAUUAAGACGUGUCUGUUCAUCUUCAACUUCAUAUUCUGGGUCGCCGGGGCCGUCCUGCUGGGGGUGGGGAUCUGGCUGCGUGUGGACCCGAGGGUGGCCCAGGUGGUGUCCGGAGAGCUCAACAUGAUGUGGUUCUACAACGCCUGCUACGUGCUGAUCGCCGCCGGCGUCAUCACCAUGAUCGUGGGCUUCCUGGGCUGCUGCGGAGCCAUCAAGGAGAGCAAGUGCAUGCUGAUGACGUUCGCCAUCUUGCUUGGUCUGCUUUUCGUUAUCGAACUGGCUGCUGGGAUACUGGCCAUCGUGUACAAGGACAAGGUCGGAGAAUACGCCAGACAAUCCUUCACUGAUGCCCUCGCUGGAGAGACGAUCGAAAGCAAGAACGACGACUUCCAGAGCGCCGUGAGAGGUAUCCAGAGCAAGUUCACCUGUUGCGGUUUGACGGCCACGAACAACUGGGCCCUCCCGUGUCUGGAGUCCACGUGUGUGUGCAACAUCAUCACCCAGACGGGCUGCAAGGCUGUCAUCUCCGUCCCGCCAUGCGCCGUGCACCAGCCGUGUCUUACGGAGUUUGAGUCCUUCCUGGCUAACAACAUUGUCAUCGUGGCGGGAGUAGCACUGGCCAUCGCCAUAGUCCAGAUCAUCGGCAUUUGCUGCGCAUGCGUCUUGAUGAGGAACAUCUACGGCGAAACCAUCGCAUAGAAAUCCGCCAUCUUGUUUCUUGCCAGUUCGUGGAUCAUCGGAAAUACCUAUAGGAGCUGUGUGUGUACAGAAGAGGAAAUUGAGGCCAUAAGUUGUAUUCUACUUGUACUCAGCAUUGUAAGCACUUCUCAGAGGACAUCUGUGACAAGUAUUGCAUCAAACGCAAAGAGUUGAAAUUGUAUUUUGUAUAACGAUCAGCAUUAUUAUGCAUUCUUCAUACAUUGUAUGAGAUUUCGGAAUGUUGCGUUCUUUUUAAGUCGAUGUAGUUAAAAAGUUGGUUAUUAGUUCAAUCUUUCGUUAACAUCCUUCAGUUGUUUACACGUUUGACAGACGUUAGAGUUAGUUAUAUCAUAAGAGUGAUAUUUUAGUCAGUUGGGGUUUUUAUAUAGCAGGGAAAACAGUGGACGAGUUGUCGGACUGACCUGUUGUUUCUAUGGCAACGGAGAGGAAACGUUACCAUGGCAACAGCCUCAUGUAUCCUUGUUUGAUAAGGUAGUCAGAAAUGAUGACAGCGGUACGGUAUCGUACAUCAUGUAAAAGUGCCUAUGCUAGCAGAACUCGGGUCUUGUUGUUACCGGUUAAAGUGUUAUGUGGCCUUGUUGUGAUCGCUUAAGAGAGGAAGGAAGAUGAUUUGUUACCGCCACUAAGUGACAAUAAAGGGGAAAAUAGUUUGAU